CGUGGCGGUGCUCGAGGCAGCCCCGCGGUUCCCGCUGGCGUACACUCGAGACUCCCCUGGAAAAUGCUGGUUCUUACGUUUCAUUUGUGGGUUUUUUAUUACAGAAAAAUCCCAGAGUAGCUGUGCCGUUGCAGAGAGCUCCGAACCUCCCAGAGCGGGGUCACACUACGGAUUGCUAUGAAAAACCUCUGCGCACCCAACAGCACGGGCAUUGCCGUGCAUCCCUGAAAGGGUCUUAAGGCACCUGGUUGAGAAUCACUGGUACAGACCCGAGCCAAGGGCUCAGGGAGAGGAGGCACUGGCCAGCUUGAGCUAGAAAGUGCAUCUGAAUAGACUAGAAUAGGCCAGCCAGGGAGCUCACCCUUGGUGCUGGUUGAACAACAGCACCUGUCCCACAGGCAGUUUCAAGAUUUUGAAAUGUUGUUUCAUCCUAAAAUGCAAAUGAAAGGUUGAAAUCUCAGCAUUGUUCUUAAACUGCGCUGUGUUCCCCAGGGCAAGGUAAGAUCGUUACUGGGGCUGGGGGCUUGAGUAGGGCAGGGGUGCGUGACUGCCUGUUCCACGUUAGAGGUCUUGCCUAUGUUGAGCCCAAACCUUUAUGUAAUUUCCCUUAGAGAAGUCCUAUAAAGUCAGCCCAGACGUUGGAAACGUUGCAUUUUUUUGCCCUUUCCGCACAGAAAAUGCCCCAGUUGGAUUUUUUUUUCACCAGGUUCUAUUCAUGGUCAACCCACAGCCGCUUAUAAGCUCAAAUAGUGGGGAAGAAAAGAGACAGAGGGGCUCUGCUUAUGGUAUCAUCUACAGCAGGGGUUCCUAGCCCCCAGGCUGCAGUGCCAGGCCAUGAAGGGUUGGCUGCUGGUCCGCAGGAGGGCUGGUUGCUGAACCAGAAGUGACCAUGAACUGGCAAACUGGAAGUGACUGGCAUGCUACAGACCAGCAGCCAACCUUUUUUAUACUGAGUAUAAAAAAGGGCUGGCUAGCUGCUCACAGUAUUCCGGUCACUGCUGGUCCACAGCUUGCCGGUCAGUUCCGGUCCACGGUUUACCUGUCCUCAGCCUAAAAAGGUUGGGAAUCCCUGAUCUACAGCAUAUAGCUGCAUUUAGAGCAGCAGGGGCCAACCUUUUUGGCAAGUAUGAUACAAAUUAGCCCUGCACCCUCCCCUCUCUUCUGCCAAUCUGAUGCUCUGCUUCCUACCCAAUAUUCUGCUCUUCACUCUGCUCACUGCCCAAGCUGCCUGUUCUCUCCCUGAGCUGCUGUAUGCCACACGCAACAGCUGCCUGUGCCAUUUUUGGCACUCAUGCCGCAGGUUGGCCAGCCCUCAUUUAGCAAAAGUGCAGAAUUUUCUUCACCGGUCAGGAAUUCAGCAUCAGAGACUGACUGUGCUGAUACAGAACAGACCAGCUAUACUUCAAUCCCACUCAGCAUAUGUGGAUACUGGUGUAAGAUAGAGCAGAGCCAGCUACUGACCGAGGCCUGAGCAUCUAACCACAAACACAGGUAAUUUGUGGGAACAAGGUUUAUGUGUUUGAGAUGCUUAUGAGACUGCUGGUGGCUGCGCUUACGCCCUUUGGCAUUUUGAUCCUCCCAGCCUCUGUGUAAGGCAGGGUCAGGUGAACGUUCCCCCUUCUUAUAGAUGGAGAAACGGAAGCACAGAGGAGCUAAGGGACAGGCUCAAGGCCAGAUGGAGCAUCUAUGGCAGAGUAAGAUACAGGAGCUGGGUUGGCAGUGCUAUAGCCAGUGCCCAAUCUGGCGAGCUCUGGAAAAGGAGUGGACAAGAUGCCUAUAGUUCCUCUCAGAGCAGCUGCAUCUGCAGCUGUCAGUUCGAGGAGGAUCUUAGCGUCUAGCAACAGUCCCUGGUUCUUGGCUGGUGCUUGGCAGAGGAGGCCAGGAGUCCCUAUCCUCGUGGGGAAACCGAGGCACGUGUGAGUGGAGCAGAAGGGCAUUGUGUGGGAGGUGCAAGCCCUCUGUUGGCCAUGGAGUGGUGCAUGCUGGGAUCCAACACCGCUUCCCUCUGCGUGAUGAUUAGUCUAUAAGGUGCAAGUCCCCUCCACCUUUGUGUCUUGGUUUGUUCAUCUCCUGCCCCCCGGCCACACAGCGAGUUCCUCGUGCCCUUAUAGAAGAUGAGACUUGGCCAGGCCCGUCUGGAACCAGGCCAGGAGCCACACAGCAUUGCCCUCAAGAAAGAUGGCCCCUGGCUAGUGCUCCAACAUACGUGAAGCUGUAGCUGGUGCCCACACCAAAGAUGGCCACCACGCCGAUUUUGAUUCAAAAGGAGCUGUUUCUGGUUCCCCUAACAAAAAUGGCUGCCUUCGCUAUUGACUUUCCUUUGCCCACACCCAAGAUAGCCGCCCGUGGCGAUCAGAUUUCCGUGGAGAGCGUUCCUGGUUCCCAUAACAAAGAUGGUUUCCAUGUCCGCUCCUUUAGAAAUUGCCCCUUCCCAAUAUGGCCGCCGCACCGCAUUCACGGAAUUCCACUAGGCCAUUCCUUUCGCCCACAACAAAGAUGUCCCCGCUUUGCUAUUGACUCCAAUGGAAGGAGAAGCUGUCUGCGAUCGGCCACGCCCAGGAUGGCCGCCCACUGUCGACUUCCCCCCCCCCCCAGCAGAGGAGCCGCAUGCCUGGGAGGGGGCAGGGCCGGGGCGGCGCUGUGAUUGGUCGGGGCUCGCAGCCGGCGGGAUGGGAGUGAGCACUUCCUGGCUGCACCCAUGGAGCAUGAACAGUGUCCCAGAGGUGGCUGAGCUAUCUUCCCAGUCGUUCCUGGCAUCUGAGCCCAGAGGAGUCCAUGGGGCCAGAGACUGUGGCAGGAACGGGAAGGAUGGAGCUGGCUCCAGGGCCAUACCGCAAUGGUGCUGAGACGCUGCUGCAUGGCGAGUUUGGGAUCUACCCCUCAAAGGGCACACGCUAUGCUCUGAGCCUGACGUGCACGGAGCUGCACAUCCAGUGCCUAGUGCCCAAGCCCGAGACAGACCAGCGGACAGUGGUAGCGCUGGCUGAUGUGGUGGGCUGUCACACACUCCGGAGCCGGGUGACCACUGACUGUGCUGCCUACUUCACGGUCUAUGCCUACCCACUGAAGAAGAGGAAGGUGGCAAUGGGCUCGGGCCGGGCGCGCCAGCGGACGGCACGCACCUUCCAGGUGGAUGGGGCUGACGACUACAAUAAGAACCAGGCUGUGGCUGAGAAGUGGGCAGUUGCCAUCAAGUGCCUAGUGCUGGGUGUCCCUGUCUCCAGUGAAACGGACAUCAGCCUGAGCCUCCUGCCCAGGCCUCGGCGCUUGCUGCUGCUCCUGAACCCUUUUGGUGGCCGGGGCAAUGCCCUGCAGUGGUGCCAGAGCCACAUCCUGCCUAUGAUCUCAGAGGCUGAUAUCAGCUUCAACCUCAUCCAAACAGAGCGAGUAAACCAUGCCCGGGAGCUGGUGAAAGGCAUCAGCCUGCCAGAGUGGGAUGGAAUCGUCACCCUCUCUGGGGAUGGGCUCCUGUAUGAGGUCAUCAAUGGGCUGAUGGAGCGGCCAGACUGGGAGCAGGCCAUCACCAUGCCAGUGGGCAUCCUGCCCUGCGGCUCAGGGAAUGCCCUGGCUGGAGCCAUCAACUUCAAUGCUGGGCUGGAGCAGGCAAUGGGCCUGGAGCUGCUGCAGAACUGCACAGUGCUGCUGUGUCACGCGGCCGUGGCACCCCUGGACCUGGUGUCAGUGACGAUGGCAUCAGGCACCCGCUGCUUCUCCUUCCUCAGUGUGGCCUGGGGCUUUGUCUCAGAUGUAGACAUCGAGAGUGAGAAAUACCGGCGCGUGGGCUCGGCCCGCUUCACACUGGGCACCAUGAUACGCCUGGCUUCCCUGCACACCUACCGUGGACGCCUCUCCUACUUGCCUGCGCCUGAUGGCCCAGCCCACCGCCCCAUUUCCCGCAGCAUUACUGUGGCUGCAAAUGGGCGCUUGCCCCUGACGCGCCUGCCUCUGCACCGUGCUGUCUCAGACAUGGGCUUGUGCGAAGAGCGCCAGGCCUUCCGUCACUGUGGAUCUGAGCCCCCUGAUGACCCUUCCCCAUCCCCGGGGUCCCCCCCUCCUAUCUCAGCCUCAGCCCUGCACCCCCAAAGCUUCAUCUUUGAGCCGGCACCUGAGGAGCCGAUAGGUGCCCCAGAAGGCGGGGGCAUGGACACAGGCAUGGGUGGGCCUCCAGAUGACCUGCUGGUGCCCCUGGGGCAGCCAGUGCCCCCAUCAUGGGUGACUGUGGAGGAUGACUUUGUGCUAGUCCUGGCCAUUUACCAGACACACCUGGGUGCUGACCUACUCACAGCACCCUUCGCUUGCCUCAGUGAUGGGCUUAUCCACCUCUGCUUUGUCAAAGCUGGGGUGUCACGUGCCGCUCUUGUCCGCAUUUUCCUGGCCAUGGAGAAGGGCACCCACUUUGAGCAGGCCUGCCCCCACCUCAGCCAUGUACCCGUGCGCGCCUUCCGCCUGGAGCCCCUCACACGCAAGGGCAUCCUCACCGUGGACGGUGAGCGCGUGGAGUAUGGCCCCCUCCAGGCCCAGGUGCACUGCGGCCUUGCCCGUCUCAUCACUGGUGUUGCCCGCCUUGGGGGCUCCUCCUGCUGAGGUGGGGGGCGGGGGGUGGGGCUGGGAUGCACCCAUCCUCCGUUGUCCUUCUGUCAGAGUUUGCUGAGCCACCAGGGCUGCACCCUCUCACCAGGACUUGACUGUCCAGCAGUGGGAGUGGGGGAGGGAGUAGCAAUUGCCCUCCUCCCCUUGGCUGAUCUGGUUGGAAGGAGACAGGGCGCAUGGGGGUCCAUCUUCACCUGUAGCUGCACCUCUAAGGGAGAGCCUCUUGCAGUAGGUACUGACCAUGCACCCUCUCAGGUGUAGCGGGUAGAAGACCAGAAGGGACUAUACUGUAACCCCCUGCCUCUGGCCUCCUGCAGGAGGAGGCAGGGGCAGAUUGGAGGCCUCCUGCUUCUGUCUAAUGCUGCCUAUUUAUUGCUUAGUUCCCAGAGAACCACACACUGGAUGAAUGUAACUAAUGUGCUCCCUGCCCAGUGAGGCAACGCGGGGUGGGGAUGAUGACACUAGGAUAGAUUUGGGAGUUGUAUUGGGGUAGAGUGGGGGCCCCUCCCAUGUGGGGGUGAUGCUGAAAGGCAUUAAGUGUUUGGUCACCAUGCUCAGCCCCUAGGAUGUGCAUCUCCCUGUACUAGCAGUGAGAUGAGGCUGCUGCCUGCUGGGGCAGGUGAAGCUGGGUGAUUGUAGCACCUGCCAUGCCAGUGGCAGCCCUCUGGGGUGGGGCAGCUUUCCCCGUCUUGCCCCUGGCACCUUGACGGGUGUAACCAGUGCAGCUAUAGUUCUCUACAUGGAGCCAGAGGGCUGUGGGGGUAGUGGCUGGUGACUCCCUGUUUGUCAACUUUGGCUGCUUCCCAGUUGUAACCCAUCAGACUACUUGUCUCCCAGAGUGGGGAUGCAACUGAGGCAUGCUGGCUCUCAGUCCCCUUAAAAUAUUGACCCAACAUGUUCUUUCCCUGUUGGUUUUGGGUGUUGGGGCUUGGCCCCAGGCUGUCAUCCCCCCUCCCCCAUGCCACUGUGCACAGCCUCCAAGUUGGGUCAGCUCUUACAGGCAAGGAGCCCUUCCUGGAGUGGGGGCAGGGGAAGCAAAGCAAGGGGGUUGGGGGGCAGGGGCUCAAGGUGGCCACCAAGAGGGGCAGGAGACAGUGUCCCGUACCAUUUGACUUUCCCUUUGCCCUACAGCCUGCAGGCGGGGCUGGGAUUCCUUUGCUUGAAUCCCAAGAGCCUGUUGUCCCCACAGUGGGUGGGGGUGAGGCUGAGGCUCAGCUUGCCCACCCAUCCCUCUGCAGGUGGAACAGGAAACUGAGGCAUGGGAGGAGUGAAGGCAGGUUAGAAUGUAGACCUCUGGUCCCUCUUUCCUUGAGCCCACUGGUUUGCUCUCCCCUCUGUGCUGGGGGGAACCCAGGUUUCCUGACAUCCUAAAGCAAAUACCCAGAAUACAGGAGGGUGGGAAGGCAGGAAGCCUGGCACUCCCCUGGGUCGCUGCCUCCUGGGGUGCAGGGGAUAAUGUGCUUGACUCACUGUUGGUAGCAGGGGCUGGGGCUAAAUGAAGCCCUGUGUGGCUGAAGGGCAGGACCUUGUUGGGCCAUGGUUGGGGCACAGCAGGGUGGGGGGCAAUCUGCACUGAGCCUACACGUUGUGCUGUUGCCUGCUAGGGCUUGCCCACUUGCUGGGAUGGUGGUGGGGCAGCUGUCUGUCUGUCUGAUACCUGUUCUGUCUUACCAGCUGCUACAAAACCCCUCGCCCUGCUCCCCUUUCCCAUCAACCUCAUAGGUCCUUUCCCUAGGCAGCCUGACCUUUGCCCCGCCUAUCUACCCUGCUAUCCCAUGAUGCACUUGGGGAGUGGAGUAUUUUUGCCCCAUCUCCUCCCCAGGUUCACAGGCCCUGGUGAUAUGCAGGUUUCUGCUCUGCAAGCUUCUGGGCUCAUAGGGUGGGGCCUGAUCCAGCCAGGGCAGGGGGGUGCUGGGCAGUGUCCUGUCUCCUGUGCAUUGCCUGUUAACCCUGUGUAUGCUGCAGCCACCCUCGCUGUUAACUCUGUCUUGUCCUUGUUAUGAAGCAAUUUAGACCUAUGCAAUAAAGCAAUAGCAUGA
This is a messenger RNA of Alligator mississippiensis (American alligator), 6629 nucleotides long. RefSeq names its product sphingosine kinase 2 (gene SPHK2). The coding region runs from base 2776 to 4584 and encodes 602 amino acids. Gene Ontology annotation, cellular component: cytoplasm; intracellular membrane-bounded organelle; membrane. The transcript has 6 exons. NCBI's taxonomy places the organism in Eukaryota, Metazoa, Chordata, Crocodylia, Alligatoridae. The record is from RefSeq and is a predicted model, not a curated record. Gene Ontology annotation, biological process: positive regulation of apoptotic process; sphingosine biosynthetic process; sphinganine-1-phosphate biosynthetic process.